GUGAAAGACCGGAAGAUAAACACGUCAUAGCAGUUACCAGAUGAUAUGCUCAACGUCAACGUAAGUCAACAUUCAUAAGGCAAACCGAACUUUUUCAAAUCAUCGACAUAAAUAUAAUAAGGGAAAUGAAAAAUGUUGGUGUUUGUAAUUAAUUAUCAUUAUGGCUAGUACAAUCUGGGUUUUUUUUUGUUUGUCUACUAUUAGCCGCGACUACGGCACGGUAUUUACUAUUUACUAUUUACUAUCACUAUCAUUUUUUAAUCUUUUUUUUUUUUAUUAAAUGGAAUAUUAGGAUAUUUAAUAUUAUUUAAAAUUAAUAAUAGUAGUCUUUAGUUUAAGUGUUUUAUGAUUUGUAUAUUCUUAUAGUAUAUAAUAAUAACGAAGGGGCUAUUCGGACCCGGCUACCAGAAGUGAGAGGUUGGGAUUAAAUUACAAAAUAUUUCAAAUAUUAUUGUUGGGGUUGUUGUAAGAUAAAAUUUGUUAUCGAAUGAAAGAUAAUUGAAUGGACUAUGACUAUAUAAACGUAAUUUUUCAGUUUGAAAUAAACUACGACAAAUGACAUCCGAAUAGCAUUUAGUCAAAUGGGACCCGGGUCCAAAUAGCGGUGAUGCGUGUCUGGAAUAUGCGGUGAUGCGUGUCUGGAAUAUGCGUGUCUCUUUUGGAAAUUAAUUUUGUCAGCAAUUUUUAUGUUGCAUUUAAUAGGGAGAUUCCUCUGUAGUUUGUGUGCAUUGAAGUUUAAAACGUUUCUUGUGUAUUGGGAUUAUUUGUGCUGUUACCCAUUCUGCUGGUAUUUUCUCUUCUUGGCAGAUUUAGUAAUAAGCUCAUGUGGCUUACUGUCUAGUUCCCUUCCUCCAUAUUUCAUAAAUUUUGCUGUGAUGAGGUCUUAUUCAGGGGCUUUGUGAUUAUUCAUGGAGUUGAUUACUUAUGUAGUUUCUUCCAAAGUUGGGGUGUUUAUAAAGUGUGAUGUCUUCCAUGUGUUGUUUCAUAAUCUUCCUCUUGACCACUGUCUGGAUUUUGUACUCCCUUAUUCAGCCCACCUCUACAGUACUUCACUAAUUUCCCUAAUUAAUUCUCUAUCUUUGCUCUCACACAUUUGAGGUCUAACUUGGUAUCCAUGCUUUUUUUCUUUUAUCUUCAUGUACAUUCCUAUAAUAUUUCACUCUCUUGAUAAUUCUUCUAUUUCUUUUGGUUUAUGUAUUUCUCAUUCCUUUUUUUUUCUCCAGCACAUUUUCAUGGUUUUUCAUUCUGGUUUCAUUGUAUACUUGUCUUGUAUUUCUGGUUUCCCUUUUUAUCAUGGUCAUUUGAGCCUUGUUCCUUUCUUUGACAGCCUCUAUGCAUUCAUGAUCAAACUAGCCUACUCUACUGUUAGUUUGGAAUCCUGUUUAUUUUUCUGCUGAUCUGUUCAUAGCAUUUUUUAACCCAUACCACUAUCCAUUUAUGUUGUUUUUACCUUUUUAUUUUCUAUCUUGAUGCUUCUGGUUGUGCUUGUUAUUCAUUUUGGUAAGCUGUUGUGGUUAGUUGGUCUUGGUUAGAUUUUGGUAAUCACAUUGUUUUUAUCUUCGUUUUUGGCCAUUGUGUACUAUGCUUAUUUUCUGUUUAUAUUUAAGUCUAAGUCAUUCAGUUAUUCCCGGGGUGUCCACUUUAUCCCGUUCCUCUUUUUGUCUGUGGAUUUGUUCAUUAUCCAGUCAAUGACAAGGAUGAAUAGAAAGGGGGACAAGAGACAUCCUUUUCUGAAUCCUGUUUCCAUAUUAAAGGCAUAUGUGAGCCUACCUUCAUGGACCAUCAUGCAUGUCAUUUCUUCAUUAGAUCAUAGUUUUUCUGGUACCCCAUAAUGCCAGAGAGGUUUCCUCAGGGAUUGUCAGGCCAGGCUAUCAAAGACCUUUUAAUAGACAUAAAAUUUAGUUAUAGGGGGAGUUCCAUUUGAUUGACUGUUCUACAAUGAUUCUACUAAUGAUAUUAGUGUUGCAAUUUGAUCUAUGCAUGUUCUGUUUUGGCAGAAGCCAGCCUGUUGAUCUCAUAGCUGCGUGUUGACCUGGUCUUUCAUUUAAAAAAAAAUAAUUCUGUUAAAGAUCUUUCCUGUUACAGACAGCAGUGUAAUUCCUCUGUAGUUUGCACAGUUACUGAGAUCCCUUUCUUUGGUAUCUUGACAAGGUAUCCUACUUUCCAAUCUUUUGGAACUCUUUCUUCUUCCCAUAUUUUUUCAAACAGAGGGUGCAGCAUGUUGACUUUUGUAAUCUAUAUCUGCUCUCAUCAUCUCUGUUGUGAUUUUAUCUGGUUACGAGGCUUUCCCUGUUUUGAGCUGCUUUGUUGAUAGCCAGGGCAAAUUCUUCCUUAUUUGGGACACCACCUUCUAUUUGUAAAUCUUCAUUUGAUGGUUGUGUGUCUGUGGGUGGAGGUCUAUUUAGUAAUUACUUGAAGUAUUUCACCCAUCUUUUUUUGUUCUUUUCGUUCUGUUAUUGAUCUACCUUCCUUGUCUUUAACCGGUCUCUGACUUCUUGUAUCUUCCUAAGAGCUUUCUUGUUAUGUCAUUGAGCUCUUACUCAGCUCUUUCAUGUUUCACUUUCUGGCUGCUUCUUCUGCUGUUGAUGCUAGGUCAUCUAUGUAAGCUCUUUUAUCCUUUUUGAUGCUGUUCUUAACACUUCGAAUUGCUUCUUUAUAUUUCUCUUGUGCUUUUGUUUCCUUUGCCCUGGUGCGGCUAUUGCUAACUGAACAUUUCAUUUCUUUCCUCUCAUUUAUUUUUUGCAACGCGUUUAGUGAGAGCCAAUCUUUUUGUUUUUGCUUCACCCGUCCUAAUACCCUGUUGCCCAUGGACGUUACAGACAUCUUUAUGUUUUGCCAUUAAAGUUCUAUCUGGUCAUCAUCUGUUUGGGUUUGCAGUGCCUGGAACUCAUUUCUCAAGGGAACACUGAAUUCCUGUUAUUUCUGCUCGCUUGCCAGAAGUGCUAUGUUAUAUUUUAGUCCUCUAGCAGUUGGCUCUUUCCAGUAAAAUAAAUUAAUGAUAAUUAUGUCAGCUUUUCAGUUGUUUAUGUACAGUUUGUUUUUUUUUUUUUUUUUUUUUUUUUUUUUUUUUUUUUUGGGGGGGGGGGGGGGGUCUUUAUACUGGAUUUUGACUCCUUAAAUAAUUGUGUUGUAAGAGUGAUCAUUGAUCUCAGUCUCAUGUCCAAAAUAAAUAAAUUCAGUUCUCUCUUUCUUUUCGAUGAGUUCUUUGCGAUCAGCUGUUGGUAUUGACCCAAUGUUUGUUAAAAAACAAGAAAUGCAUAUUAUAUCUUAACGUUAAUUAUAAAAAUUCAUUGAAGUUGCAAAUAAAAAAUUCAUAUAAAAUCUGAAUCAUCCAUCUUUUUAUCUUCUUUCUUUCAACAGCUGUUUGGCUCUUGAGAUGGCAUACAAUCCAGAAAGUGGAGGUGUUCAUCUUGAACUUGUAAAGAUUGUUGCUUAUUGAGAGUGUACAUUUUUCAAAAGUGCUAAUGAUAACAGAAUUUCAUCAUAGCCUGAACUCGUAUAUUUCAAGUGUAAUUUAAGGAAUUGGAAGAACAGAAGGCUGAGAUUUACCACAUAUCAAGUGUUCUAUGUGUUCUAUCGAACUAAUAUAAAGUAAUACUGAAACUUGCCUUCAAAGUAAGUAUUGUGCCCGCAAGAUGUGUCUUUACUUUAACUGAUAUUUUGAAUAUUUAAAACAUUUUAUAAUAUGAAAUUCCUAGGUCACAUAACUGUCAGUGUCCACAAGUGUCCAUAAGAACAUCUGGUGGGUGAUAAUUUAAAUGACUGGCUGUGUCAACAGUCAUUUGUUAUUCCAGAUGGUGCCCAGGGCAGUUGUGUCAACAAUGCAUUGUGGCAAUGGUAUGUUGUUUUAGCUGUUGAGUUAUGCACUAAUGAUUAAGUUGAAUGAUCUUGUUUCACCAGAUGUACACACUGAUGUCAGGGUUCUACAAGUACAUGUGUCAGAGAGAUCAGUACUUUGUCCUCAUCCUGGGACUGGACAAUGCUGGGAAAACAGUGAGUGGAUCCUGUUUGCACUGUUUGAUUUAUUCCAAAAUUUUUUUAAAUCAGUUUCUAUGGAAAAGGCUAAGUCUUACAAGUCAGUGGGGUUAUUUAUUACCUGGAGCACAGGUUGGGAACAGCUGAUCUAGUUAAAUAGACAUGACACUCAUACAUCUUGGGAUGGGCACUAACUGUAAAUCUGUCAUUAUUUUUAAAAUUUCUGUUGGUUACCAAGCAUCCUGAACAAAAUUUUAGCAGUUAAGUACUUCUCACAAUUUUUUAAUACUAAGCUCUUCAAGAAAAUGUAGACACUUUAUUACAGAUCUAUCAGUUACAAUGAAUAACAAUAUUUUGUAUCUCUACAGACAUUUCUAGAACAGACAAAGACUAAGUUUAACAGAAAUUACCAAGGAAUGAAUUUAGCUAAAAUAACAUCAACUGUCGGUCUUAACAGUAAGUUAUGAGUAAGAAUAUAUGUGUAAUAUCGUGAUAUGUUUGCAUUUAUAUUUGAUUUGCUGGGACUAUUUUAAUUGCUUCUAUCAAUAUUUUCCCAGCUAAGUUUUAGCUUGUCAAAGUAUCCCCUCGGAAAGACAUCUUUCUACAUUUAAAAAAAAUAAAAACAAAUUAUAAUAUUUAUUUGAACACGUCAUGAAAUGCUAAUUUCUUGCUAACGUCUUUUACAGUUGGAAAAAUUGAUGUAGGGACAUCAAGGCUAAAUUUUUGGGAUUUGGGAGGCCAGGAGGAGCUUCAGUCCCUGUGGGACAAGGUAUUAUAGGGAUAUCUUGAUAUAGAAUACAUAAAUGUUUUAAAAAUAAAGUUAGAUUAACAUUGAUUGUCAUCUUUCAUUUAUGAAAAAAAUCCACUUACAUUUAAUCAAAUGCUUUGAUUGUCCUUAGUACUAUGUGGAGUCCCAUGCAGUCAUAUAUAUUGUUGACUCAUCUGACAGAGAAAGGGUUGAAGAGUCCAAGGAGGCAUUUGGUGAGCUAGUUAUAAGUGUAAUUUUAUUGACAGGUCUCAAACUUUAAAAAAGUUGAAUCCUUACAUAUUUAAUAUCUCAUCAAAAUUUGAAUUAUUGCUAAGUUUACAUUUCUGUUUUGAGCAACCCUUAUAUUUUUAUUGUAGUCAUUGCCAGAGUCUCCUUUCAUUCAUCUUAGGCCACAGCAGGUUAUUGAAGAAAAGUACAGGUGAAUCAAUCUGUAUGUUCAUUUAGAGACCGCCAAUACAAACGAUUGAAGAAAAAUGGCUCGAUUGAACUUAGAGAGGAGGUACUGAGGCUCCGCCGAACCAUCCAAUACUUAUUGCUCAGAUCUUAUUGGACUACAUGAACAGCAACUUUUCAGAGGAAGACUCCCUGACCAAAGGUGUCAAGAACAAGCGCUUCUGGAGCUAUGUGAAGCACCAAAAUUCCUCAAACGCUGGAGUUUCCUCACUUAGGUGGGAUGGCCAUUUGACAUCUGACCCAAAAGCACAGGUUGACAUACUCAAUCAGCAGUUCCAGUUUUUCUUUGGUGAGGGUAGAGAGCACUCGAAGGCUGAGUUCCUUCUGAAGACCAAAGUGAUGAACAGAGCCUACCCUGCCAUGGAAGAUAUCCAGAUAUCAGAGCAGGGUGUGCUUGCCCUCCUCAAAACCAUUAACCCCUACAAAGCAUGUGGUCCUGACAACAUCAAACCACGAGUGCUCAAAGCAUUAGCCAAAGAAAUCGCUCCUGCACUGACAAUCCUCUUCCAAUUGUCGCUGUGCACAGGAAAUGUUCCAGCAGACUGGAGAACAGCACAUGUCACUCCAAUCUACAAGAAAGGGGAGCAUUCCGACCCUGCCAACUAUCGUCCCAUAUCCCUCACCAGGGUGGUCUGCAAACUGUUGGAGCACAUAAUUGUAAGCACAGUCAUGAAGCAUCUUGAAAGCCAAAAUAUACUCAAUGACCGUCAAUAUGGCUUCCGAGUCAAUAGAUCAUGUGAGAACCAGCUCCUUGAAUUUGUAGAAGACUUGAUGACCAAUCUGGAGAAUCACAAGCAAACUGACGUGCUGGUGAUGGACUUUGCAAAGGCAUUUGACCGUGUCAAUCAUAGUUUGCUUCUACACAUAUAUACAGAGUAAAAACCAGAAAAAGGACGACACAAAAAAUACAAACGUUUCAACCAAACAGCCUUUGGCGGCAAAAAAUCCCAGAGACAAAAGCGCUUAGCUUGUUGUAAAAUAAUUUAGUUGACAGGAAAGGGUAGACACAUUCAAUUACAUAGCAUUGUACAACUUUUACAUCCAGUGGGUUUGUACGUGUGAUAGUAUAGCCUGAGGUUUACCCACAGCUAUCGCAGUGACGCUCAGAUCGUGUCUUUUACAGUAUUCCCAUUAAGUGGCACCUUGCCACAUAUAAACACCCCAUUAGUUCUAAAUAAUAUAAUGUUCCAAAUAUCCGCAAAAAUUUUAUGUACUUGUUAUUUUACAAUUACUUAAUAUUUUGUGUAUCAUUAAAUCUAGACAGUGCAAUGUUGUUGUUUUUUAUAUUUUAUAGAAAAGAUGGUGAUGAAUGACAAUCUCACUGGUGUCCCGCUAAUGCUGUUGGCAAAUAAACAAGAUUUAGAUGUAAGUUACAGAACAUUCAUUUUACAUAAAACAGCUCAAAUACCACUCUGUGUAAUCUUAAUGCAGCAUGAUUUCCAGGAAAAAUGUCAAAUGGGUGGUGACUGAAAUGGUAAAACGUUAUAAUUCAUAUUUUUUAAAUUCUUAAAUAUUCUAUUUAAAUGUGGGGAUUGACAGUUGGAACUUAAUUAUCAUAAUUUUGAAUAUCUGAUUUAUGAAAUUCUGAUAAAAUAACCAAGCUCAAACUGCUCUAAUAGAUUCCAUUAAGCUAGGCCAGAGCUUCUCAUAGUGACUGCUACUGCAGGGAUUGCAAAAAGGGAAACUGGUUAAAUUUAUCAGGAAUAAGAUUUUUUAGAUUAAACUACACAUUUUAAAGACAGGGAAUUUACUGUUUGUUUUGUAAACAUAAAUUAGAGUCAGUGAUGGAUUUCAGUCAGAGGUAGUUUAAUUUUUUUCAGACACAGAAAAGAAAAGGCAUUUCAGCUAAUUAAAUAGAAUAGAGCAUUGUCAAUGAAUAACAAUACAUGAUUUACACCCAAUGAGGCACUGUAAACAGUUAACUCUAGUAAUACCAUGGUCAAUUUCAAUUCAAUUGAGAUGAAGACUGUCAAAAAUCAAUUGUGACGCUUCUAAAGAAAAUUUUGUUGGCUUGCAUGCAUCAUACAACAUUUUAUUACAUAUUGCAGUUGAUGGCUAAAUCUUUUGAUGGAAAUUCAUGAAUUUCUUUUAGAUACUUUGAGAAAUGGAAUGUCUGUUGAAGCAUUUUUCAUUUUUUCGUUUUUUUUUUAAAGGGUUGUUUAAAGGUAACAGAGGUGAAGACAAUCUUCAAUAGCCCUCUUCAAGCCAUGGGACAGCGUGAAUCAUGGGUACAGGCAGUGUCUGCUCUCAAGGGGUAAGUUGAAGCAAACUAACAGCUCCACUCCUCGCUGACUUGGUGCUUUUAGCCAGCAGCUUCCUAUCUAUUGGAAACCCACAAGGUUUCAGUCCCCCACAACAUGUAUAAACACUGCCAACAAUGUGCACUCUGUUGUUUCAGUGAUGGGGUUCAAGAAGGAAUCAACUGGCUGGUUGAAGCCAUUAAAAGAAACAGCAUAUCACGACCUCCACAACAGAAGGAGAUCACAUGAUCAGACAGAAACAAGAACUUUGUCAAAUGUCAUUCCAGCAAAAAUGUCAAGAGUGUGUGUGUUCUGGGACUGUCUCCCCUUACGCACUCAAAAUGGUGGGUCCAUAGAUAAAACUUCAUGUAAUAUAUUCUAUUUCAUCAGAUCAGUUGAGUUUAACUCAAUGGCUUGCCAAAACUGUCUGAUGUGGGAACAAAACGGGUGAUACAUUUACUCUAUUCACGUCACUUUUCAUGAAACAGUACAUAGUCCACUAUCGGCUGCCGAAACUCAGCUUCUGGUAAUUUUUUUUAAUGCUCUUUUAUUAUUAAUAUUUAUUCCAAAAGCUAAGUUCAGACAGACCAUUAUUUUCAUGUUCGCAUUAGUAACUUUUUAUUCACAAUGUUUCAUUUUUGGAUCAUUAUUUUUGAGAGCCUCAAGGUAGAAUGUGUCUGCAUGUGUAAACAAUCACAAAAUUUACAUAUAAAAGGGAAGAUUGUCUAAAUAGAAAUGGAAAAAAAUAUAUAAUUUUCUGUCUGUGUACCGGUACAGAUAAAUAUUAAUCUUGAAAAAGGCUCAAAUUUGGGGACGAAGAAAACAUUGAUAGGAGUUUCAAAAUGGUAAUUUACUUGGCGAGAAACUUAUGGGCAAGUUCCUGUAAUCCGGCUCUAUAAUUUUGGACCUGUUUAAUUUAGUUUACUGAGUACUGGUAUUGCACAGAAGAUUUUGAUUUUAAAAGUAGCUUUUAUUUAAAAGAAUUGUAACAAUCUUCUUAUGUUGCUGCCUAGGGGUGUGCCGGAUCCGUUUUUUCCAACCGGAUCCGGAUCCGGAUUUUCUUAUGCGAAAUCCGCCGGAUCCGGAUUCCGGUUUCUCCCGGAUUCCGGAUUUUGGUACUAUUGGUAGAUACUUCGGUAAGUCAAGGUGGACUACUACUUUUUGUGUAUGGGAAUUCGCAAUCG
Messenger RNA from Lymnaea stagnalis (great pond snail), 8621 nucleotides. Lineage: Eukaryota; Metazoa; Mollusca; Gastropoda; Lymnaeidae. The record is from the annotation of a GenBank genome assembly.